AUGGAUCGUGCACUGGCGGUGGUUUAUGCCACUCUGGUGCUACAAGCAUUAUGGGGGUCUGCCUUUUCCUCCCUGCUGGGCCCACGCACAGCGGCCACCAAGAUCGUCAACCAACGCGAGGUGGAAGGGAAUGAAUAUUGCCACUCUUGCGUCAAAAUCGACAACAUCUGCUACAACCACACCUACUUGUUCGAGCUUCCCGGGCCCUUGAGUGAAAACCCCGUCGUUGAAAGAAUGGGCAUCAUGAACUUUACCAACGUUAUAUUUUAUACUUUUGAACCAAAAUUUGGUGAUAAAGAAUAUUCCAAAGUUGGCUACGUAUCGUUAUACUAUCCUGAAUUCUUUGGCGUCAUCUCCGGCGGCCAGUCUUUCAACUUUGGUCCCUUUGAUAUAGAUCACAGAAUGAAAAAAGUAUAUCUAGGUGGUUCCGACGGUAUAUGGGUUGUUGAUGAUGUCGACUAUUUUCCAACAUAUUUUAGCGAGAAAUCGAAUCUCAUUACUAAUGUUGUUGUAAAGGACUCUGUAUAUUUUACUACUUCAAAUCACAAAGGAAUAUUUAAAUACUUUGCCGGGCAUUAUGUCGUCAAUUUAACGAUACAUAAGUUCGUUUUGGAUGGCGAGUAUAAUAUCGUGUAUUUAAAUGAUACUGGAUUAUAUAUUUCAUUUCUUAAUAGAAACCAGAUAGAUGUAAAAUUAUCUACGGAACUGCGGAUGAGAGGUUUGACUGUUGAUAUGAAAGGAACAGUGUACGCCUGGCAUGCAUAUGGAAUAUAUAAAGUAACUGUAGGCCAAGUUCUUUCCCAGUCUACAUUGAAACGUAUUACCAGUAUAGCUCCGGAUGCGAUGACGUUUGAUGAGUCAAACAACAUCAUAUAUUCGAUCAAAAAAGAAUUAAACAAGUUGGCCAAAGUUGCUACCAGUAAGUGUUUUGGUAGGUAGGUAAUUCUAGUUGAAAAUUACACGUUUAUCUG
This is a messenger RNA of Cydia fagiglandana, 971 nucleotides long. RefSeq lists its product as uncharacterized. The transcript is spliced from 2 exons. The coding region runs from base 1 to 939 and encodes 312 amino acids. The record is from RefSeq and is a predicted model, not a curated record. Lineage: Eukaryota; Metazoa; Arthropoda; Insecta; Lepidoptera; Tortricidae.